UGCGCGGGUAGCGCUGGCGUCGCCCGCGCCCCCCGCCCCCCCCCCGGCGCGCUCCCCCCGCGCCCCCCCCGUGCGGCGCUGAGGCGGCGGGCGCGGGAGCGGGGCGGCCCCGGGGCGCGGGCCCCGCCGGCAGCCAUGGAGGGCAUGGACGUGGACCUGGACGCCGAGCUGAUGCAGAAGUUCAGCUGCUUGGGCACCACCGACAAGGACGUGCUGAUCGGAGAGUUCCAGCGGCUCCUCGGCUUCCAGCUCAGCCCCGCCGGCUGCGCCUUCUUCCUCGACAUGACCAACUGGAAUCUACAAGCUGCCAUUGGAGCAUACUAUGAUUUUGAGAGCCCAAAUAUCAACGUACCAUCCAUGUCCUUUGUUGAAGAUGUCACCAUAGGUGAAGGAGAGUCUAUCCCUCCUGAUACCCAGUUUACAAAAACAUGGAGGAUACAAAACACAGGGACGGAGGCGUGGCCCCCGGGGGUUUGUCUGAAGUAUGUUGGGGGAGACCAGUUUGGCCACGUAAACAUGGUGAUGGUCAGGUCCCUGGAGCCCCAGGAGAUUGCAGAUGUCAGCGUUCAGAUGUGCAGCCCCAGCACAGCAGGAAUGUAUCAGGGACAGUGGAGAAUGUGCACUGCCACGGGACUCUACUACGGAGAUGUGAUCUGGGUGAUCCUCAGCGUGGAAGUUGGAGGACUUCUAGGUGUAACACAGCAGCUGUCGUCCUUCGAAACGGAGUUCAACACGCAGCCACAUCGCAAGGUAGAAGGAAACUUUAACCCAUUCGCCUCUCCACAGAAGAACAGGCAACCAGAUGAAAACAACCUAAAAGACCCUGGGGGUUCCGAGCUAGGCACAAUCAGCAAAAACACAUGGGGGCCUGCUCCUGACCAAAUCGAACAAGAUCAGAAUGGACUGUCACAAAACUCUGUAAAUCUCUCCCCCAGCAGUCACUCGAACAACUUGUCGGUAGUGACGUACAGUAAGGGUUUCCACGGUCCUUAUCCCUUCGGACAGUCUUAAAACACACAAAACAAAAACGGGUAUCGACAAGAGGAGAAUUUAACAAAGAACUGACUUUGGGGGAAGGGAGGGGGAUUCGUGUGGCAGACACAACGUGGAUCCCCCCUUCCCUGCCUCCGUGUUGUGGAUAAAGAAGAAAAAACAAAAGCCCAGUAACUUAAGACUAGCUGUUUCCAGAGGAGAAAUACAAAAAUCUAAGUAUGCAUGUGUGAAUGCUGGAUUUCAGGAGUGUUGUUAAAUGCUAUGAGAAAGAAAAUAUACCAACACCAUGGGUUUGUUGUUCUUUUGGGGUUUUUUUUUUUAGAGAUCAUUCUCACAGAUAAUUAGGUAGCUUGAAGAGAAGUUUAAAAAUGAAAAAGCCAUCUUUAAAAAAAAAAUAUUUUGCCUACAGAGCGGUUGUAGUUUGAGCAAAUGUUUAAUUUCUGUUUGUUUCUUGUUCCUAUAUUUUUUUUUAAAGAAGGGACAGCGUGCAUUUUUAUGGAACUGUCAAGUUUUGCUUGCUAGGAAUGGGAUUUUGCUUAGCAUCUUCUGGGGUUUGUGCAGUGACUUCUUUUUGUCAGCCAUUUUUUUAAGGACAGGUUGGGCCUGUACCCAGCUCUGCAUUUUUAAUAUCUGCUGGUUUUAGUUAACAGCUUUUUAAUCUUUUCUUUCUUUUAUUUUUCCCUUUUGGUUUGGGUGUUGCUGUUAGUUGUCCUGCAGGUCAUUGAAGACCAGGUCUCAAAAGUUAGGAGAGAGAGAGACUCUGGGACUUGUAGGAUAACAUGGAAGGCUCAUUUCCCUUCCCCUUGUACAUGAAAUACAGACAAAUAGACACCCAUAUGAGUAAGAAACAGAUUAAUUAAAGUUCCAGAGCUGUCUGUGUGGUUAGCAUUUUAAAGUACCUUUUUGUUAACUCUUGAUGUACAGUAGCUGUGCCUAGAGCAGCCAAGCAAGCGUAUCAGUCGUGUGCCAAGAGGAACCUCUCUUUCUGUAGCUGUAAUUCACUUGGUAGUAGUUGCAAAGCUUUAUGGAAGUCACGUCCUUGGAAUUUUGAAUCUCCCAUCUCUUCCAGAGUAUAAGUUUGCAUUCAUUUCUCCUGUGAUGAGGUGUUAGCUUUGGGGCUGGUUGUUUGCGUUUUUGAAUGCAGAGCAAGAGUUAGCAUUGUCAGCUGGAUUCCGCUGUCGCCUUGUACUCAUUGGCCUUCAUUGCCCUGGCUUGUAGGUUUCUUGAGGCUCUUUCCUUCUAAACAGGCUCUCCAGGGCUUGGUCUUGAGGGGAGGAAUCACUGCUGUACAGAUUCAUGUUGCUUUGCUGUUCCUCCAGUGUGUUUUUCCUCUAGUUAGGGACUGGGAAGCCCAGUGUGAGGGGAAGGAGAAUGGCCCCGAGUGCUGUGGUGGGUUUCUGAAGUGCUGUGUCACCACAGAUGCUGCUGGAGGGGAGUGAGGUGAUGGGACACUGGUUCAGAAAUGUGAACAAGGCUCAACAGCCAUCUGCCAAAGCUACAGUCACAUGCAGAUCUCCCACUACCUUCUUCCAGAUCUUUCCAGUGAAGACUCUUGUCCUCCUUGUGUGAGCAGAGCACAGGCUUGUUGCAUGGCACGUGGCUUUACACUGAUUACUCUUGGCUAGUUGUAUUUUCAUGGCUGGUUUUCAAUGGGGGAUUCAUUUUCCUUGCAGCCACCAAGGACUCUCUUAGCUUAGUGCACACAGGUAGAUCUUGUGGAGGACUGGGAGUUCCUUGUAUCCAACAGAGGAAGAGAUUUAGUUUGCAUUUCAGAGGUUCAGUUUUUAAAGGUCAUUGUUAUCUGAAGUCUCCCUUCAAAAAUCUGCUUGCUGAGAGAAACAAGUACAGCCUAAGAAAUUGUCUGCAUAAAAGAGGCACUUGCAGGGGCUGAACUGCUGGCCACUUGCAGCUUGGGGAGCACCUGGGUCUGUCUGGGCACCUCCCUUGAGCUGGGUGAGGGCUUAGAUCCAGAGUGAACCCCUGGAAGGUGGUGCUGCCCUGCCCAGUGCAGCUCCAGGAUUUGGUUCCUGUCCUAUAACAUCAUUUUGCCCUGGGUUAGUUACCUCCUCUUAGCAUCCAGCCUAGGGGGUGGUUUACAUCACUGCAGGGCAAAUGUGGGCAAGUGGGCUCUCUUUGCUCCCUCCUCUCCAAGCAGGUGGCUUGUGUGACCAGCUCUGAAGGCACAAGCACCUCCCUGCCCAUCACACCUCUUGCACUGCAGCUGCUUCCCUUCUGAAGGCAUCUAAACAUUGCAGUCUGCUGUUUGUCCAAGUAACAAGGUGAUUUCUUAUCUUUAUGAGCUCCUUUUAUCAACUGUGUAGUGGAAGGGAGGAAAAAAAUGGAAGAUCUGAGUUUGUCUCUUACAGCUGGUGCUGCAACCUUUGCCUUUUUCAGCUGAGGCAUCUAGGAGACCCUUGAAUUCAAGUUACCCCCAUGUUGGCUUUCCUCUGCUCCCAGCCCUGUGCUCCUCCCGUGUCUAAUGGCUGCCACAUUUGUGUUCCUGUGCUUCUCCUGAGACUGAAUUUUCCUUUUCUUGCAGAAAACAAAACAAAACAAAAAACAACUUGCAUGCACCCCAAGUAGUCGUGUGCUUUCCCACUCAGAAGGCAUUCUUGUUCUGCUCAGACCUGGAUUCUCUCUCGAGUGUGUUCAGUCCGUGGUGUCCUUGUCACAAGGGUCACUUACUCCAGGGUGUGAAGAAAGGCAGGGUCAGACCCAAGUUGCUGCUGAAAUCUGCAACCUCUUGCUGCUCACCUCACUGCUCUUCCCCAGGUGCCUGUGGGCACUCUUGUCUGCAGAAAUGAUCUGUCUACAAAUAAUGCUGCAGAGCUCAGGGUGCUUGGAGGGUCAGGGCUGUAACCCUGGCUGAGAUGGUGGAGGGAUAUUUGAAUUAGUGGUUGCUCUACCUCUGGGUUUUUCCUUGUGUAAAAACUGUUUUGCUGAGGCCAAAGGUGGUUUUAUCUCCUUGGGUUCCUUAGAGUUCAGUGGUACAACCAGCCCUCAAAUGGCUCCUGCUGCCAAGUUUCCAGCUUUUAAGUAGGAGGGUUUGAGGUGUCUUCAGCAAAGCUGCUUCCAGGGGACUUCAGGGCACUGUGGUUGUGUUGGUUUCUGUAGGGUUGGUGCAGUUCAACUUGCAGUCUUAACACCAGAUCCAGGAAAUGACCUGAUUUUUUCAGAGGUGCUGAAUGCCAAAUAUUUUGGUGAGCCUGAAGUGUGGGCGGUGACUCAGGUGACCCCAUCCAGGUGAGUUGUGCACCCAGAACUCAAGCCUGUUAGGAAUGGGAGGAGCUCCUUACAGGUGAACCAGUGAAGAGUCUGUUAUCCCAGUGGGGCUGGUGCUCCUGACUGGGGAAGUGGUGGGGCUGGUAUCUGCUGGGACAGGAGGGUGCAGUGACAGAGGUUGCAACUGGCUCCAGGUUCUGAUGAACAACUGUCUGUCUUGAAGUCCUGAGAAGGAGGGAGGGGAGAUCAUCUUUACCCCCAAACCUUCCCAAAAGAAAGAGAUUGCUGAACAUCUCUGAUGGGCUCCAAAAUGGAUCCUUGUGGCAAGUGAGAGCCACUUAGGAGGUAGAACCAUAUCACUAAUCCAGUCAGCCCAGGCACCCUCUCAGCUUGGGCAAACUGGAGCACAAUAUCUCUUGGACCAGCCCCAAACUGGCACGUGAGGGGAUGGAGGGAGCUGGAACCUGCUGCCCACAUCUCAGGAGCGUUGGAUUCUGCCCCUCCAGGGUUUGGAAAGGGGCAAACAAAGCAGAGGGCAGGUGGGCAGGAGAGCAGCCAGAGGCUGCAGGGUUAGGAAAUGCACGCUGUCCCACCUCUGGGUUUCUGUUGUGUGUUUAAUUUUUUUUCCUGUGUGAGUGUGUGGGUGGUUCUGCAGCCUGUCUGUUCCCCGGGGGGAGUGCAUGUGUAGAACAGGAUGGUGUGUUGCCUCAUGGAGUCUGGGAGAAGUCCUAUGAUAGCACAUUGGGGGUAAAAUAAAGGAAGCUUUUUUCCUUAAUGUAUAAAUGAAUAUUUGUAUGAUUAAAUUAACACAGAAAAAAAGAA
Molecule: messenger RNA, 5037 nt
Organism: Apus apus (common swift)
Lineage: Eukaryota; Metazoa; Chordata; Aves; Apodiformes; Apodidae
Gene: ILRUN
Product: inflammation and lipid regulator with UBA-like and NBR1-like domains
Exons: 5
Coding region: 136-1011 (291 amino acids)
Biological process (GO): macroautophagy
Cellular component (GO): phagophore assembly site
Molecular function (GO): ubiquitin binding
Source: RefSeq, a predicted model, not a curated record